Molecule: messenger RNA, 1158 nt
Organism: Polypterus senegalus (gray bichir)
Lineage: Eukaryota; Metazoa; Chordata; Cladistia; Polypteriformes; Polypteridae
Product: lamin tail domain-containing protein 1-like
Exons: 8
Coding region: 1-1047 (348 amino acids)
Cellular component (GO): cytoplasm; nuclear envelope
Source: RefSeq, a predicted model, not a curated record
AUGUCUUCUACAUCUGCUAUUAUCCACUGGCCUGAAUGUGUAGAUGCUGCUGGAGUUGUGGGCUUAUGGAGCUGGGAAAAAGUUGCAACUGGAAAUAUCAAAAUUAUUGAGGUCAGCCCAAAAGGAUUUUUUAUAAAGCUUGUAAAUACUUCUGAGCAGGAAGAGGAUAUUGGUGGAUAUGUUCUACAACAGAAUGUUAGAGGACAUCCUGUGGCGAUAUUUAAAUUCCCUCCCAGGCUAAGAAUGAAUGCUGCUUCUACUGUAACAGUGUGGUCAGCAGCAUCAAGAGUUUCCCAUAACCCUCCAGUAGAUUUUCUUUGGAAGGAGCAGACUCUUUUUGGCACGGGCACAGAGUGCACUACUAUCUUAUGCAAACCAAAUGGCCAGGCAGUGGCCUGGUAUACGCCUGUUCAUUGGAACCCAAGAUUGCAAGAAGCUUGGCAAAGUGACGAAUUUAACAGCAUGAUUCAUGACAAAGAAGGUUCAGCUGCAUCAGAUCAUGAUGAUGAAUUGAUUGUGCAAAAAGUUAAUGAGAUGGCAGUGGCUGACUUUGAGCCACUGCAUAAUGUACAAUCAAAAUCACUUUCUAACUCAAAAGAAGAGGAGCAAACAUUUUUGCUGAAAAGGGAAAAAGAAGCCCCUCUUGUACUCUUUCCUACUCGAAGUCCAUGGGCUCAGAGCAGCAGCUCACCGACUCACCCAGCAUAUACUCUGCCCAGGACACUGGCAAAGGGCAAUGAUGGCAGCAGCUUGUGCAGGCAGGCACGAUCCCAGUCGGCAAGACCAGAUCCAGCUGUUGGUGAACUGUAUGCCAGCAGCAUGAGUAGUAAGAGUGCUGACCCAAGGAGGGCACACAAUGUUGGUGCCCAGAGAAGAGGUCCAACACGUUCAGCAGGGGCUGGGCAGCCCACCCAGACAGAUCAGUCCCAAUGGGCCUUCCUCUCCCCACGCAAGCGGCAUAAAGCACAUCUUCAACAUCUCCAAUCUCAGAUCAACAUGUCCUUCCAGCCCCCGAUGCCUCGCCCACCACCAGUGGCAUCAUGGUGAUGAGUAAAUAUCAUUUAGCUUUAGCAUGGAUCUGGUGGGGUCCUCUAUGUAGGAAAUCCUUCUCCUAUGGCUUCUCCUCUGCAGAAAUUUAACUCCAGUGCUUCCCAAAAU